AUGACCCUCAUUGUCGGCGCCCUGACGGGACUGAUCGCCGUAUUCGUCACGUUCUGCACCAAGACCCUCCUCAACGUCAAGUUCACUCCGGUCUACACCGCCCUCCACAUCGCCGGAGGCCCUUCAUGGCGGGCCUUCCUGGUGAUGCUGGGGUUCAACCUGUCGUACGUGACCGUCGCGAACGGGCUGGUGUGGCUCGAGCCGCUGGCCGCCGGUUCCGGCAUCCCCGAGAUCAAGAGCUUCCUCAACGGCAUCGACCUGCCAAGGGUGGUGCGGGUGAAGACGCUGCUGUGCAAGGUGCUCGGGGUAAUGUUCUCGGUCGCGGCGGGGCUCCCGGCCGGGAAGGAAGGGCCGAUGGUGCACUCGGGGUCUGUCGUUGCAGCGGGAAUAUCGCAGGGCAAGUCCAACGUCCUGGGCUUCGACACUUCCUUCUCCAAGUUCCAAGACUUCAGGAACGAUCGCGAGAAGCGAGACUUCGUGGCUUGCGGGGCGGCCGCGGGCGUGGCCGCCGCGUUCGGAGCUCCUAUCGGAGGCGUUUUGUUCAGCCUGGAGGAAGGAGCCUCAUUCUGGUCGACCAAGCUGACGUGGAGGGCGUUCUUCUGCGCGAUGAUGACAGUCUUUACGCUGUACGCCAUCAAGAGCACUCAGAACUUGUGGGGACAGCAGGACCUGUACUAUAUGUUCAGCUUCGGGGAGUUCGAUGAGCUGGAGGCAGGGCAGGGGAACUUUUCGGUCUGGGAGCUGUGGCUGUUCAUCCUGGUGGGGUGCAUGGGGGGUCUGAUAGGGGCGUGCUUCAACCGCAUGAACCAGAGGCUUUCGACGUGGAGAAGGAAGCACGUGUGCACGCCGUUCUUGAGGCUGAUGGAGGUACUCGGGGUGACAUUUCUGAUGACGGCCGUGUGUUUCGUCAUGCCCAUGCUUUGGGGCGUCUGCACGCCCAAGCCGGUGGACAUGGAAGAUUGGACGGAGCAGGAGAGAACCCUGGUCGAUGAGCUGGUGGCCUACAACUGCGACCCCAACACGGAGUACAACGAGGUGGCCAGCCUCUUCCUCCGCGAUGCCGACACGGCCAUCCGACAGCUGUUCCACUUCCGAGAAUCCGGACGUCGCGAGAUCUCCACCUUCUCUUCGGGGGCCCUGUUCGUCUUCUUCGUGCCCUACACCAUCAUGGGCUGUCUCACCUACGGUAUCGCGGUCCCCAGCGGUCUGUUCGUGCCCUCACUUCUCUCCGGCGCGGCCUUCGGUAAGCUACGCAUGGGUUGCAGCGCCUCGUACGUGUGGUUGUGGUAUGGCUGCGCGACCGACUUGAGCCUGGUCCGGUGAGAACCCGGCGUGCUCCGUCCCGGCUUUGUAGGGAUGCGAGGUCAAUGGU
This is a messenger RNA of Ectocarpus siliculosus, 1372 nucleotides long. Lineage: Eukaryota; Phaeophyceae; Ectocarpales; Ectocarpaceae. The record is from the annotation of a GenBank genome assembly.